AAAAAGGACCCAAGCCGACUUACAUCCUCAAGACGAGGACAAUAUUAAAAACAAACAAACAGAAAUUACGCAAAGAUUAAAAAGGACUGAAAUGGGCCUCGUCUUGGAAACGAGCUGCAUUAUAAAGCGAUACUGUGAGAAGAGAUUUGUGCCCAAGUACCUUGCCACAAUAGGCAUCGAUUAUGGGGUCACCAAAGUGCAGGUCCGGGACCGAGAAAUCAAAGUGAACAUCUUUGACAUGGCUGGGCACCCCUUCUUCUAUGAGGUGCGCAAUGAGUUUUACAAAGAUACCCAGGGUGUCAUUCUAGUCUAUGACACUGGACAGAAGGAAUCGUUUGAUGCUCUUGACUCAUGGCUGGCUGAGAUGAAGCAGGAGCUUGGACCUCAUGGAAACAUGGAGAACAUCGUCUUUGUGGUUUGUGCCAACAAGAUUGACGCUACCAAGCUUCGCUGUGUGGAUGAAAGUGAAGGGCGACUCUGGGCAGAAAGCCGGGGCUUCCUUUAUUUUGAGACCUCAGCGCAGACGGGAGAAGGAAUUAAUGAAAUGUUCCAGACGUUCUACUCGGCCAUCGUCGAUUUGUGCGACAAUGGUGGGAAGCGCCCUGUGGCCAGCAUGAGCAUCAGUUUCACCAAGGAGCAGGCAGACACCAUCCGGAGAAUCCGCAGCAGUAAAGACAGCUGGGACAUGCUGGGUGUCAAACCAGGGGCCACAAGGGACGAGGUGAACAAGGCCUAUCGGAAGUUGGCGGUGCUGCUCCAUCCAGACAAGUGCAUGGCUCCUGGCAGUGAGGACGCUUUCAAAGCUGUGGUUAAUGCACGGACGGCCUUGCUGAAAAACAUCAAGUAAACAAGGAGGAAGCGGCUUGUUUCUCCCAAGGGUGGGUGAUCAGAAACCCCUCUGAGAGGGCCAUUCUCCUGUCCGUUUGGGAGGCAGCAAGCGUUUCCUCCUGCUUCAAGGACGGAUGGUGGAAACGAAGCCCUCAAGACCUACAGCAAGCAGACCCCAUUUGGUGUAGGCAGCCAGUUCAUCUGGAACUAUUCCUCACACUGGUGCAAGCAACCUGAUUUAGGUUGUUUAUGUCUGGUGAAUUCCCAGAUCUCUCUAAAUGCCAUCGUUACUGUCAUAUUGUUUUCCUUUUUCCUGCGGGAAAGUUGGCUUCUGUUUGAAUAUUCUCUAAAAGAUGUUUUUCCUUUGUGAAAUAACUUGUUUCUAUUGCAUUGGUUUGCUUUGUUAUCCGAACUUUGGUGCUUAUGUUUUGUGUCUUCUGGUUUCUCCUUGAGUGACUUCUGUUUCUGCACUUCACCAGUUGAGGUGGCACUUAGGGCUGACUCCUUUCUUAAGGGCCAAACACCUCUCCCUUUGUAGAUCUCUGUAGGAUUCAUGUCAGGUUCCUGUGCUCUUAGAGUCUCUUAAUGCUGCGUGGGUAAGAAAAUACUGCAACAACAACUGGAGCACUGGAAGCUGCUAUGAGCUCUUAAGUGAAUAACGACAAGCAAUAUCCCCUGGAGCUUUUGGUCAGGAAGAGGGCUGCUCCCUUCACCCCUUGAAGCAGAACCCUCUACACGUUUCUGUUCCUUAUUCCCUGGAGUCAGCAAGACAUUUCCAAGGCCAUUGGCCUUUGUUCUUCUCCUGCAUUAGGGAUGCAGUCACGUUGAGGCCCAGUUUCUAGUCGGUCCUUUAAAACAAAAUCCUAGUGUAGAGCAAACAAAGCAUUCAUAUUGGAUUCAAGGCUCAACAGAGUUGCAGGAAGUAUUAUUUACUGUUUUUUUUUUCCCCUUCCUUGACUGCUCUUCCCACUUGCUAAAAUUUCAGGGAGCUGGCUUUCUGUUGGUGUUGAUGAAGUGUUCCCCAGGAGACUUAGCUGGAGAGACACAGUACAGAGGGUGGACUAUUAGGCAGUACUGCUGGAGUGCUCCGUGAAAUUGGAUCCGGGCCUGUUAGGCACAAAACCAGUUUAUUGUCUUGCCUUGCCUGCAGCACGGCUCCCAGCAAAGGUAGACGGCUUGGCUGUAGAGCCUCUCUGAGGUCUGGCGUGCAGCAUGCAAUUUGCUGGAAUAUGGCGCAUUAGAGCAUCUUCACAAAACUUUGUGGCCAGUGGGAGCCUUUUGUCACUACUUCUGUGAGUGUUUCAGAGCAUUGUUUAGCAAAGAAGUGUCUGGCAUUGGCCCAGAUGCCCCCGAAUGCGACAGCAACCCCGGACGUAGGAAACACUUGUUCACCCGACUGCCAGUUAGGUGACUUUCACCCUGCAACCUUGGUUGGACUAUUUUCAGAAGAUAAUUUGAUGAGCACCACCAGAGUGUUCCAAUAAGGAGAGGCCCCGAGAUUCUCACUCCGCUGGCCUGUUUUCUGGAAUUCCUCUAUGAGAAAGCAAAAGCAAGCGCUCUCAGGAAGGACUUGACUGAGGCCCACUGGAUGGGCUUUACUUGCCUGAAAUGCAAAUUAUUUAUUUUACUUUUUGAUCAGAUCAACUGGGAGAGAGAAAAAGAAGGGCCGUAAACAAGGCUCUCGCCUGUCGUGUGUUUAUAUAAGUAUGCAUUGUGCACUUUAAGCCGUAGGCAGUGGUUUUAUACUUGUCAACUUCUGCAGAUCCGCAACCACGUUCCUUCCUCUGCAGUCGUCUCCCUUUCAGAGUGAAGCUCAGUCUUCUGACCACCACAAAUGCAGUGUCAUGUAAACUCCCCAUCGUUCGCCGCAUAUUGCAGCUGCACUUUCCAGACUUCUCUUUCACGUACGCUGUGUUGCAUUACGGAGGUUUUCCUUCACCUUGUGCCCUCUUACCUUCCCAGGAACUACCCCUGUUGAGCUUUUGACUUCUUCAGCUCUCUUCUACAACCUGUUCUUCGUGGCCUCCGUGAAUCACACACUGGGUGAUUCGCGCAAAUCACCCAGGGCGUGAAUCACAGAGGUCCACUCGAAGAACUACAAUUACACGUGGGUAACCUGUCGUUUCCCCUUGUCAUGGCCCAUGUUUACAGCUCUCUGCUUCUUAUCGUCCAGACACGCCGUAAAGACUACAAUCCUUUGCCAGUCACCGCAGUAGGCAGUGUAAUUAUCAUGAAAUAUUCUGACAUUUCUGUCUGCUUUAAGUACAGACGGGUCUCUACAAAAAUGUACCACUUAUUUUUCCAAAGCCGGAAACUCAGCCCAGGAUACAUUCUUCCCCCGCCCCACUUCAUUUCAUUACUGGUCCAGUCCCGUACUCUCUGGCUCAUGCAUUUAGGCUAAAUUUAAAAGACCAGUGAGGCAGCCUUGGAGGUAUGAAAUGCUGCUACACUGAAGCGGGUGAAAUCCAGUGGGGUAGAUGAAAUCUGGCAAUGUCUUGGCUAAUGAAAAUAAUUUUUUUCUCUAUUUUAAGGCAGCUAUUUUUCCUACCUUCCAUCCUCAGAUACUUGCUCUCCAUCCUGUUUUAAGUGACAGGAGGCCACUGAAGCUGCCAUCAGCUCUUCCUUCGCAGAGAAAACUGUGCAGGAACUUUAACAAAGCUCUGUUAAGCUAGCAAAAUGCCACCUUGUCUGAACCAAAAAGAUUAGAACGCCAGGUACUGUGAAGUGUGUGUGGGGGGUGUUGCUGGUUCAGAUCAUGCUGCCGAGAGCUUGCCUGGACAGUUAGCUGAUUGGGUGCCCAGUUCGAUGCUGGCAUGCCAGGUGGGACAGACGGAGAGUACCCUUUUAUGCCAGUGCUACCGCCUUCCAUGGUGUGGGCCAUUUGGUUGCGAAACGUCUGUGAUCUUGUUCCCACACUUGUACAGCCUCAGGUUUGGGAUGGACAGGAAAGCUGUCUCCUUUGGGAGGCUUGAGUGAUGAUGACUUUACAGAGACCUUAUUGAAUUUGAUAUCAGACUGGAAAGUUAUCCUCUCUCAGUGCAGCUUUUGCGUCUGGAGGAGAGAAGAGGUGCAAAUCCAGAGUGAUGAAUUCCAAGCCAUUACAGGGUUGGAAAACUCUUCCAAAGAGUUAUUAACGCCAUUCAGAGACUCCCUGGCCUUCCUUGUGUGAUGUAUGAAUUUGAACGCAAUAUAUUUAUUUUCUGGAUAUUAGUUACACAUAAAGCCACUCACAAUACUUCAGUCAAAGUGUAGAAUUGCUCAGUCUAAGCUGACAGAAAAUGUUGACACCUGCAUGUUGUUCAAUAUGUUUUUUAAAAUGUAUGUAUUUUUUUUUUACAACAUUAAAUGAGAUUUAGAAUAUG
Pogona vitticeps (central bearded dragon) is the source of this 4190-nucleotide messenger RNA. The record is from RefSeq and is a predicted model, not a curated record. NCBI's taxonomy places the organism in Eukaryota, Metazoa, Chordata, Lepidosauria, Squamata, Agamidae.